UCUGAUCACGUGACACGCGAAGUCACGUGGUACCGGAUCCCAAGCUGGCUGUUGUUCGGGGCUUUGCUGCUGCCGCCGCUCUCUGCUGUGGCAAUGAAGCUACAGCGAGUGCAACUGAAGUGCAAGAAUCUGCAUGAAUUUCUUCAAGAACUGAGCCCAGGUGUCCUUGAUCGACUGUACAAUCAUCCCGCUACAUGUCUGGCUGUUUUUAGGGAACUCCCAGGCCUUGCCAAGAACUAUGUGAUGCGCAUGCUGUUUCUUGAGCAGCCAUUGCCCCAAGCAGCUGUAGCUUUGUGGGUGAAGAAAGAAAGUCAUAAGGAACAUGAGGAGAACACACAGAUUCUGUCUGGACUGCGACUGUGGCACACACAGCAACUUCCUGGGGGGCUACAAGGACUCAUUCUAAAUCCAAUUUUCAGAGAAAAUCUGAAAAUUGCUCUGCUGGGCGGAGGAAAAGCUUGGGCAGAUGAUGGCAGUCUUCUCGGUCCUGAUAAACAUGGAAAGGAUGUCCCUUCUCUGGAUAAAUAUGCAGAGAGCAGAUGGGAGGUUAUUUUGCAGUUCAUGGUUGGGUCACCUAGUGCUACCGUUAGCCAGGAUUUGGCACAGCUCCUCAUUCAAGCUGGUCUCAUGAAAAGCGACGUUGGAGAAGCACCUAGUAUUUCUUCCGCCGGAUUUCAAUUUUUGCUUCUGGACACAGCAUCUCAGCUGUGGUAUUUUAUGCUUCAGUACCUUAAAUCAGCAGAGUCUCGGGGAAUGAAUCUGGUGGAAAUACUGUCCUUCAUGUUCCAGCUAAGCUUUUCUACGCUUGGAAAGGACUACUCUGUGGAGGGGAUGAGUGAAUCACUUCUGACUUUUCUACAACACCUACGAGAAUUUGGACUGGUAUUUCAGAGGAAGAGGAAGUCUCGUCGCUACUAUCCGACACGUCUGGCGAUAAAUCUGGCAUCUGGAGUCUCUGGGACUUCUCUUGACAGCCAUAAGCAGGGAUUUAUUCUGGUAGAGACUAACUACAGGGUAUAUGCAUAUACAGAUUCAGAACUGCAGAUUGCUCUUAUUGCUCUGUUCUCUGAAAUGCUGUAUCGCUUUCCCAACCUGGUGGUGGCACAAGUGACUAGAGAAAGUGUUCAACAAGCUAUUGGAAAUGGCAUCACUGCUGAGCAGAUAAUCCAUUUUCUUCGGACCAGAUCCCACCCAGUAAUGUUGCAGCAGAAUCCAGUGCUUCCCCCAACCAUCACUGACCAGAUUCGUCUUUGGGAACUAGAGAAAGAUCGCCUCCGUUUCUCUGAAGGUGUACUGUACAAUCAGUUCCUCUCACAGGUGGACUUUGAAGUAUUGAGAAAUUAUGCCCGUGAUCUCGGAGUACUUGUGUUUGAAAACCCGGCAAGGCGCGUAAUGGUGGUUACACCAGCAGGCCAUUCAGAUGUUAAACGUUUCUGGAAGAGACAAAAGCACAGCUAGUGAGCUACACAUUUUAUAUUUAAAAUGAGAGAUAGUAUCCUCUAACAUUUGGACCCAUGUUUGCUAUUGAUAUGCUUUUUGUACCACCUUUAGUUACUAGGCACUUGAAUACCUAGUGACAUUCACAGGACUUGCUGCCUUAAGAGACAAAUUUUUACAUCUAUUUUUUGUCCCUGUUUUGGUAUCUUCACUGGGAUUUUUGUUCAAGCUCGAGUGAUAUUAUUCGUCUGUCUCCUACUUGGAUUCAAUAGUGUUAUUAUCUAGAAAGAUUUUACUAUUUAUUGAAUAGAACUAUAACAAUUACAGUCAUAAACAUUGCCAACUGGAUGGGAUCUAUGAAGAUAACUUCCGUUUUUCCCUGUGAUUGCUCACUUCAUAAAUAAAGCGUUCA
Messenger RNA from Bufo bufo (common toad), 1849 nucleotides. RefSeq names its product general transcription factor IIH subunit 4 (gene GTF2H4). The transcript has 14 exons. NCBI's taxonomy places the organism in Eukaryota, Metazoa, Chordata, Amphibia, Anura, Bufonidae. The record is from RefSeq and is a predicted model, not a curated record. Gene Ontology annotation, cellular component: transcription factor TFIIH core complex; transcription factor TFIIH holo complex. Bases 94 to 1458 code for a protein of 454 amino acids. Gene Ontology annotation, biological process: nucleotide-excision repair. Gene Ontology annotation, molecular function: ATPase activator activity; double-stranded DNA binding.